Messenger RNA from Arctia plantaginis, 2136 nucleotides. The record is from the annotation of a GenBank genome assembly. NCBI's taxonomy places the organism in Eukaryota, Metazoa, Arthropoda, Insecta, Lepidoptera, Erebidae.
AUGAAAAGAAAUGAAGAGGUUUUAUGCAGAAGGUUACCUAUUCUAAUCGAGAAGCUGCUACGGUCUUGUGGAGAUAUAGACACAAUUUAUGUUUUGGUAAGAAGCAAGAAGAAUAAAGAUCCUACGGCUCGUCUGCAUGAGCUCUUGGAUGAUUUUCUGUUUCACAGAGCGCACGAAGAAAACCCUAAAGGUAUCCAUAAAGUUGUACCAAUUGUUGGUGACAUGGCGUUGCCAGGGUUAGGCAUGAACGAUGAGGAUAGAAAACUUUUGGCUAGCAAGGCAACUAUCAUUAUCAAUGCGGCAGCAACGGUAAAAUUUGAUGAAAAACUGUCUGUCUCCACUGCUAUUAACGUUAAAGGUACCAAAGAAGUGCUGAAACUGGCCAAAGAGUGCAGAAAUCUGAAAGCUAUUACACAUAUUUCAACAGCAUUCUCUAACACGCAAGUUAGUCAUAUCGAGGAAAAAUUCUACGAGCCCCCGCUGUCAGUGGAAGCAUUAGAAGCCGUCUCAGAAAUCGAUAAUCAAUUAAUCGAAAGUAUUUUACCCACUCUUCUUGGAAAGCGUCCCAACACAUAUUGCUUCACGAAAGCUGUGGCCGAGGAGGCUGUCAGAAAGUAUGGUGAAGGUCUGCCUAUAAGCAUCGUCAGACCCUCGAUAAUUGUGUCCACUUAUGAAGAACCAGUUCGAGGCUGGACGGACAGUGUAUAUGGUCCCGCGGGACUUGUCGUGGGGAUCGGAACAGGGGUACUGCGCACCAUGUAUAUGGACGAAGAGAAAGUGGCAGAUUUGAUUCCGGUAGACCUCUGCGUCAAUGCGAUCUUGGCAUCAGCGUGGUUCACUGCCAAGAACUAUAAAGAGAAUCAAACUUCACACAUCCCAAUCUAUAACUUUGUAUCUGGAGCGCAGAACCCACUGACUUGGGGAGAGUUUAUCGAGACGAACAGGAAAUAUGGCAUCAACAAGCCUACUACUAAGGCUGUAUGGUACUACGGACUUAACCCCACGAAUAAAUACUACAUGUUUUUAUUCUACAACUUCUUUCUUCACUACCUGCCUGCUCUGUUAAUCGACUGUUACUGUACCCUCACUGGAAGGAGAAAAGCUAUGCUUAAACUGUACAGCAAGGUGAUGAAGUUAGCCCACAUUCUAUUCUACUUCUCCACCCAAGAUUGGCGCUUCUCGGAUACGAACGUUAGAGACAUGUGGAACUCUUUAUCAGAAGACGAUAAAGUUGUGUUUCCAUUUAGUAUGGGGCAAUUCUCGUGGGAGUACAUGUGUGAAACCUUCUUGAUUGGUAUACGAGUGUAUUUGAUCAAAGACGACCUGUCAACAUUGCCAGAAGCAAGAAAAAAGUGGAACAAACUCUACUACCUACAUCAAACACUGAAGGCCAUCGUGCUUAUGAUCUCAAGUCGUGAUUGGACACUAAUAAAGGACACUCUGGCCACUGCUUGUGUAGGAGGAUAUUCAGCACACCUGAGCUGCAUUGAAGGAAUGAACACAAUUUACGGUCUUAAGCAUGCUCAAGUUGCCCAGACACAUAUCAAGACUCUUGGGGACUUGAUCGAUGAAAUGAAGGUGGAGAGGAAGAGAGAGACAAAACAAAAAAUGAAAGACAUUGAGUUUUUGGAACAAGCAGCCACUCAGCAAAAUACUCUAAUGAGGGCAAUUUCCGAGUUUAUAGAAAAUAUUGAUCAAAAAACACUCGAACUCUCCCGCCCCUCUUCACAACCAGCCUCAGUGUGUCCAGCCGCCCCUACCACACGCUCAUCGAGUUCUAAGCAAGAAAGAUUAACUACCCAAAUGAAGCCCACCCCUGAAUCCUUUUACCAGACAAAUGAUCUAAAAGUAUACUUCGAUAAGAAUCUGAAUGUAACUAUCACACCCUUAACUGCUAGAGGAAAAAGAUUCGGUCCACGGGGAAUGCUUGGAAUGAAAGGGAAAACCCUAGCUUCAAUCUUCAAUUUAGAACUUGACCAAUUAGGUUCUAGACUUGGUACUAUGCCAGAAUUCGUAAAUGAAUUUAACAAGUUGACAAGUUACAAAGACAAGGCCACCUGUCUGAAUAAGCUAAGUGAAGGGAUAAUUACACCAUCAGUUGGUCAAUGGGUUCAUUCAUAUCUCCCCUCAAACUAA